Knipowitschia caucasica is the source of this 636-nucleotide messenger RNA. The record is from the annotation of a GenBank genome assembly. NCBI's taxonomy places the organism in Eukaryota, Metazoa, Chordata, Actinopteri, Gobiiformes, Gobiidae.
AUGUUCGGCUUCAUCGCCGUGGUGCCUCUGUCAGAGAACACGGAGGACUUCGGGGGUAAAUGUCUGCUGUUCACACGGGGGAUGUGGCAGAACGAGAACAUCACAGUGUCCAAGCAGCGCUUCAUGGUGGAGGAGUGGGGCCCGGAGUCCGCCUGCAGCUUCAUCACCUUCGUGGGCAUCGCGUCCCUGGUGCUGUCCGCGGUGCAGGCCUGGAGGCUGCUCUUCCUCCUCUGCAAGGGCCACGACGAUUCGAUCUUCAACGCAUUCCUGAACCUGCUCAUCAGCUCCCUGGUGGUGUUCACAGUGUUCCUGUCCAGCACCAUCGUGAGCGUGGGUUUCAACCUGUGGUGCGAGGCCAUCACAGAGAGCGGCAGCAUGCCCACCAGCUGCGAGGAAAUGCAAGACAUCGAUCUAGAACUUGGUCUGAACAAUUCAGCAUUCUACGACCAGUUUGCUAUAGCUCAAUUUGGCCUGUGGGCCGCCUGGCUGACCUGGCUGGGCAUCGCGGUCAUAGCCUUCCUAAAAGUCUACCACAACUACAGACAAGAAGACCUGCUUGACAGCCUAAUCCACGAGAAGGACCUGCUGCUGGGACGGUCUCGCCGCAACUCCGACCUCAAGACUGGACUCCUUUAG